Argiope bruennichi is the source of this 718-nucleotide messenger RNA. RefSeq names its product mitochondrial import inner membrane translocase subunit Tim23-like (gene Tim23). Gene Ontology annotation, cellular component: mitochondrial inner membrane; TIM23 mitochondrial import inner membrane translocase complex. Gene Ontology annotation, biological process: protein import into mitochondrial matrix. Bases 116 to 709 code for a protein of 197 amino acids. The transcript has 7 exons. The record is from RefSeq and is a predicted model, not a curated record. Gene Ontology annotation, molecular function: transmembrane protein transporter activity. NCBI's taxonomy places the organism in Eukaryota, Metazoa, Arthropoda, Arachnida, Araneae, Araneidae.
CCUUUGCACAUGUGCGUUUAUUGAAAGGACAGUGUGAAUAAUGAGUUGUAUGUAAUUUUAGAAUUAAAACCAGUCUUUUUGUGAAAACUGUUGAAUAAAUUUUAUUUAGAAAUCUAUGACCAUGGACCGGCAAAGUAGUUAUUUAAAUAUGUUCCCAUCUGUUGACCCUGGGGUAAUGCAAUAUGGCUCAAGUGCUGGUGUACAAAGUAUAUCACCUUAUUUAAAUGUUGACCCAGCUUACUUACACCAGGAUGCUCCACAAUGGAUAUUUCCUGAAGGUGCUUCACGACAAAGAGGACGUUUUGAACUUGCUUUUUCACAAAUUGGAGGAGCAGUCAUGACAGGUGCUUUUCUUGGUGGAGUUCAAGGUUUUUAUGGUGGUUAUAAACAGAUGAGCGCUCUUGAACAAAAAGCUAGUGUAAGAAGAACUCAAUUUUUAAAUCACAUUACUAAAAGGGGAGCUGGUACUGCAAAUACUCUUGGUGUUGUUGCUGUAAUGUAUAGUGGUUUUGGAGUUCUCUUUUCCUGGUUACGAGGUGUGGAUGAUGAAGUCAAUACUAUUGCUGCUGGUACAGCUACAGGUUUAUUAUACAAAUCAUCAGGUGGUCUACGGAAAUGUGGUAUUGGUGGAGCUGUUGGUCUGGGUUUAACAUCUAUAUAUUGUUUAUGGACAAGUAAAGAAAGAUUAAAAGAAGUAUUUCAUGUAUAGUAUAUAUUU